Molecule: messenger RNA, 483 nt
Organism: Chlorella variabilis
Lineage: Eukaryota; Viridiplantae; Chlorophyta; Trebouxiophyceae; Chlorellales; Chlorellaceae
Exons: 5
Coding region: 1-483 (160 amino acids)
Biological process (GO): regulation of transcription by RNA polymerase II
Cellular component (GO): mediator complex
Molecular function (GO): transcription coregulator activity
Source: RefSeq, a predicted model, not a curated record
AUGAGUGCGGCCACAGAGGCGCAGAAACGCAAGACGGUGCAGGAUGCGAUCGAUAGGGUGCUGUUCAAGAUCAACGAGCUGGAGGCGAUACUCGGGGAGUUUGACGGCAACAACGAGCUGCUACACACCAAGCUCAAUGAGUACAUAGAGGAGCUGACAAAGCUGGAUGCGGUGAAGGACAAUAUGAUUGGGGCCGGCCAGCAGGCGGAGCUAGCCGUGGAGCUGCUCAGAGCGGUGGACGAGGGCACCAACCCAGACAGCUUCACCGUGCAGCUCUUCAGAGACAGCAUGGCGCAGAACCAGGCCAGCAAGGGCAAGGUGGAGGCGUUCCGCAUGCUGCAGCAGCGGGUAUCCCAGCAGCUACAGCAGGCCUACCCAGCAGUCGCGGCAGACUAUCAGCAGCUGCGGCAGCCGGCGCCAGCAGAGCAGGCGGCGGGAGCGGCAGACCAGCAGGCAACAGCAGCAGCAGCAGCGCCUUCCUGA